Argiope bruennichi is the source of this 480-nucleotide messenger RNA. RefSeq lists its product as uncharacterized. The record is from RefSeq and is a predicted model, not a curated record. The transcript has 4 exons. Bases 153 to 452 code for a protein of 99 amino acids. Lineage: Eukaryota; Metazoa; Arthropoda; Arachnida; Araneae; Araneidae.
AUGAUUAUUCACUCUGUGGUGGAGGAAAACUCCGUAUUGUCACUACCAGGGUAGAUGGAAAACUCUGAACUUCGAGAUUUUCCCUCGCCGAGCUUUAUUGCUUUGAAAAAUAGAACAUAUUUUUGGCACUUAAGCUGAAAGUGGGAGUUGGUAUGUGUUUGAUGGUUGCAGCUACUUUACUCUUAAUUACAAAUGGAGUACUUUCGGCGCCUGCAACAACAACAGAAGAUGCUACAGAGCUUCCAACUGAUGAAGACACAACAAAAUUCUUGGAUAAAUUCAAAUCUGUUACUACUAAUAUCAAACGCUAUUUUGGAGUUUUUAUGAAUAAAAUGGAUUCUGACCUGUGGAUGUCCGUAGGCAUAGUAUUCGCAUCUGUGUUUAUUCUCUGCUGUGUUAUUUAUUUGGUUAUAUCGAGUGUUAAUUGUAUUUACAAAUGUUUGAGUUGUUAAAUAAAUUAUACAUACAGUUUUUAAAAAA